This is a messenger RNA of Pyrus x bretschneideri (Chinese white pear), 1657 nucleotides long. RefSeq names its product beta-D-glucosyl crocetin beta-1,6-glucosyltransferase-like. Gene Ontology annotation, molecular function: UDP-glycosyltransferase activity. The coding region runs from base 2 to 1414 and encodes 470 amino acids. The record is from RefSeq and is a predicted model, not a curated record. The transcript has a single exon. NCBI's taxonomy places the organism in Eukaryota, Viridiplantae, Streptophyta, Magnoliopsida, Rosales, Rosaceae.
AAUGGAUUCUAGGCAUGGAAAUAGUAUCAUGAGUGUUGUUAUGCUUCCUUGGUUAGCUCACGGCCACAUCUCUCCCUUCUUCGAGCUAGCCAAGAAGCUCAGCGAGAGAAAUUUUCAUAUCUUUUUUUGUUCGACGCCUGUAAUUCUCAACUCCGUCAAGCCAAAACUUCCUGAAAGAUACAAUCAUUGCAUUGAAUUUGUUGAACUACAUCUUCCACACGAUGUAUUUCCAGAACUGGCACCUCACUACCACACCACCAAUGGCCUCCCACCCCACCUCAUGCCCACCCUAAAAAAGGCUUUGCAAAUGGCAAGCCCUUACUUUUCCAACAUCCUCAAAACCCUAAACCCUGAUUUUCUCAUAUAUGAUUUUGUUGUCCCAUGGGCACUGUCUCUAGGUUUGGAUCAAAAUAUUCCCACCAUCCAAUUUUUCAUCUUCAGCGCUGUUUCGGUAUCAUUUCUUUUCCAUCGUCUCUUCAAGGGCCCUAGUGUCCGGUUUCCGUUUCCCGCAAUCUAUCUUCGCGAUUACGAGAUUAGUAAGUUCAAUAGUAUGAUGCCGCCAGCUUCAUCAAAUGACAAUAGAAAGGAUGACAGAGUCCCUCCACUGCAAUCCCCUAUUACCACUGGUCGCUCUUGUGACCUCAUUUUGUUAAAGACAUUCAGGGAGAUUGAAGGAAAAUAUGUUGAUUACCUCUAUGAGUUAAUGGACAGCAAGAUUCUGCUUCUUGGUCCACUGCUCCACGACCCUACUAAGGAUCAAGAAGACAAAGAUGAAGAAACAGAUCACAUCAUCAAAUGGCUGAACAAACGGGAAACAUCUUCGGUUGUGUAUAUUUCCUUCGGGAGUGAGUACUUUUUAUCCAAGGAGGAAAUAGAAGAGAUAGCUCAUGGGUUAGAGCUUAGCAAAGUGAGUUUCAUUUGGGUUGUUCGGUUUCCUAUGGAAGAGAAAAUAACUAGGGCUGAAGAGGUAUUGCUAAAAGGGUUUGUAGAGAGGGUGGGAGAGAGGGGAAUGAUAGUGGAGGGUUGGGCAUCACAAACAAAGAUAUUGCAGAAUUCUAGCGUCGGUGGAUUUCUGAGCCACUGUGGAUGGAGCUCUGUACUGGAGAGCAUGAAGUUCGGUGUUCCAAUUAUAGCCAUGCCUAUGCAUCUUGACCAGCCAUAUAACGCCAGACUAGUAGAGGAGCUGGGUGUUGGUGUGGAGGUCAAGAAAACUGGAAGAGGAGGAGGUUUGCAACGAGAAGAGGUAGCAAAGGUGAUCAAAGAUGUGAUGGAAAACAAUAUUGGGGAGGUUGUGAGAAGAAAGGCAAUGGAACUGAGAGACAACAUCGGAAAAAGAGAGGAUCGAGAGAUAGAGGGGCUGGUUGAUGAGUUGGUGCAACUUCGAAUUCGUACAGGGAAAGAAUCAAUAAAUUAAGCGUGCAAAUUAGCUUGCAGUAAUAUCAGGAUGGUGUAUCUGAUACACUCAAUAAUAAUAAAUCCUUGUAUUGUAAUUACUAAUAACAUUGCUGCUAAAUGCAAUUCUUUUAAGUCCCGACAUCGAAAAAGAGCCAAGAGCUGGAUUCGAUUGAAGAGUUGGUUCGACUUUGUACGAGAAGGAAUUAAUGAUGAAGUAGGUAUAUCAGUUGUAAUUUAUAGUUGCGAGCUUCAUUUUUCUUUU